Molecule: messenger RNA, 492 nt
Organism: Oppiella nova
Lineage: Eukaryota; Metazoa; Arthropoda; Arachnida; Sarcoptiformes; Oppiidae
Source: the annotation of a GenBank genome assembly
AUGUCUUCAGUGGACACUAACGGAGAGAUUGAUUACGACUUACUAUCGAAACUGUCGUAUUUGGAUGCAGUCGUGUCGGAGACUCUCAGACUACACGCGCCAUCCAUAAGAGUGGCCCGAAUUGCUUCACAGGAUUACAAAUUAGGUGACACCGGUAUCACUAUUAAAAAGGGACAGGCAGUUUCUAUCCCUACUUAUGCCAUCGCACAUUUGGAGGAGUUUUAUCCAAACCCGGAGUCAUUUAUUCCCGAAAGGUUUCUACCGGAAAACAAACCCAAAUUAGUUCCCUAUACUUAUCUGCCAUUUGGUGGCGGACCCCGAAGUUGUGUGGGAAUGAGGUUUGGGUUAAUGGAAGCCAAGUUAGGGUUAGCCCAUGUGAUCAGGAGAUACCAAUUCUUGAAGUGUGCCAACACUGAUAUACCCGUCUCAUUGAUUCGCAAUGAAUUCCUUCACACACCUAAACGAGUGAUCGUUGGCAUUCACAAGAGAUAA